Molecule: messenger RNA, 2038 nt
Organism: Salvelinus fontinalis (brook trout)
Lineage: Eukaryota; Metazoa; Chordata; Actinopteri; Salmoniformes; Salmonidae
Product: melanocortin receptor 4-like
Exons: 1
Coding region: 466-1467 (333 amino acids)
Biological process (GO): G protein-coupled receptor signaling pathway
Cellular component (GO): membrane
Molecular function (GO): melanocyte-stimulating hormone receptor activity
Source: RefSeq, a predicted model, not a curated record
CUCACUCACUCACAGACACACACACUCUUUCCAUGUAUCUCUCAAACUCUGCCUCCCUCUCUCUCUCUCUCCCUUUCUCCUUCUCUCCAUUCUCUCGCUCUCACUUACCCCUCUCCCUCUCUCUCUCUUUCUCUACCCUGCUCUCUUCUCUUCUCCUCUCUCUCUUUCUCAGAUACCUCUCUGGCUGAAGCUGUGGUAAAUAGAUGGCAGCGUGAGUCCAGAGGAUGAUGAGGCUUUCCUGCCAGUGGAGUCUGAGGUAGAUGCAAACGACCACCUGCGGUCACGGAUCGGACUGCCUCCCAAUGUCUCAGACUAUACUUCACUGCCCAGUCUCUGCCUGGCACUCGAAGCUGAAGCGCUUUAAGGUAGCAGCUCCUCGUUAGGCACAGAAAGUCUUUGGACAUAUUAAGGGAAUAAUGAAGAAUGGUGCUGAAGAGUACUGACUGAAGAGACCCUACAAAAACAAUGAAUGCCACGCACCAGCAUCACCAUGGAUCAUUCCACCUACGGAACCACAGCUCUGGAGCUCUGCCUUUCAGCAAUCAGCAGCCCCAGGCUAUGGUGGAGAGAAUACGUGGUUUGCCUGGGUGUUACGAGCAGCUGCUCAUCUCCACUGAGGUUUUCCUCACGCUGGGCAUCGUCAGCCUGCUGGAGAACAUCCUGGUUAUUGCCGCCAUCAUCAAGAACAAGAAUCUUCACUCUCCCAUGUACUUCUUCAUCUGUUCUCUGGCCGUUGCUGACAUGCUGGUCAGCGUCUCCAACGCCACUGAGACCAUUGUCAUGGCGAUGAUCACUGAUGGCAACUUGGGGAUUGGCGGUGGCAUGAUCAAGAGCAUGGACAACGUGUUUGACUCCAUGAUCUGUAGUUCCCUGCUGGCGUCUAUCUGGAGCCUGCUGGCCAUCGCUGUUGACCGUUACGUGACAAUCUUCUACGCGCUACGCUACCACAACAUUAUGACCGUACGCCGGGCUGCCGCCAUCAUCACCAGCAUCUGGACCUUCUGCACUGUGUCAGGCGUUCUCUUCAUCGUCUACUCGGAGAGCACUACCGUCCUCAUCUGCCUCAUCAUCAUGUUCUUCAGCAUGCUGGUGCUCAUGGCCUCGCUCUAUGUCCACAUGUUCAUGCUGGCGCGUCUGCACAUGAAGAGGAUUGCCGCUCUGCCGGGCAACGGCCCCAUCUGGCAGGCAGCCAAUAUGAAGGGGGCCAUCACCCUCACCAUCCUCCUGGGGGUGUUCAUAGUUUGCUGGGCGCCCUUCUUCCUCCAUCUCAUCCUCAUGAUCUCCUGCCCCAGAAACCCCUACUGUAUGUGCUUCAUGUCUCACUUCAACAUGUACCUCAUUCUCAUCAUGUGUAACUCUGUCAUCGACCCGCUGAUCUACGCCUUCAGGAGCCAGGAGAUGAGGAAGACCUUCAAGGAGAUCUUCUGCUGCUGGUAUGAUAUUACCUCUCUGUGUGUCUCUGUGUGAAAUUCCCAGCAGACACUGAACCUUAUGGAGAUACUGUAUGUGAACUGUUCAGGGACAGUUUCAAAGAAACAGUAUUAUAAUAUCUGUAAAUAAGGACAACUUUUCAUUUUUGCCUUAUGAGCCAAAUAACAAUUGCAAAAUAGUUGAACAUGACUUAAUGUAACGACAUGUUGAUAUAUUUAUCUCACUACCACACAAACUAUUGAGUCAACACAUGUAAUGGCUAUCAUUACAUAGAGAGGUUUGUGAAUAGUUUUUGCUUGUCUUUAUCAAGGAUUCCAAUCAUUUGGAUUCCUAUCUUUUUGAGAAAAACAUUUAUUACUUGUUAAAGAUUUUUUUUCUUCAAUAUUGAUAAAGAUGAGCAAAAAAUAAAUACAUGAAAAAUAAUAUAAACUCAGCAAAAAACAAACCUCUUCUCAACGUCAACUGCGUUUAUUUUCAGCAAACUUAACGUGUAAAUAUUUGGAUGAACAUAAGAUUCAACAACUGAGACAUAGACUGAACAAGUUCCACAGACAUGUGACCAACAUAAAUGGUGUAAUGUGUCCCUGAACAAAGGGGGGGGGGGGUG